Molecule: messenger RNA, 1357 nt
Organism: Paramecium octaurelia
Lineage: Eukaryota; Ciliophora; Oligohymenophorea; Peniculida; Parameciidae
Source: the annotation of a GenBank genome assembly
AAUUCUAUAAUUCUAUAAUGAAAGGUUUAAAUUAUUCAAGCAUAUUAACUUAUAGCUACGAAAAAUCAUAAGAAGAUAUGAAAAGAAUAUUAGAAUUUGAUGGAUUAACGAAUUGGUAAUAAAACGAUGACUGCAAGAUAGUUGAAUAUAAAAUUGAUCAUUCAAUGUAAAUAACAUUAAGUUUAUUACUAUAUUUACAAGUAAUCUAAUUUAUAAUUUUUAGGAAAGUAAAUUCAUACGAUUAACUAUAGCUUAAAAUAUUCAAUUGUGUUUAGAUAUUUUAUAGAAAUAUUAAGAACUUAAAAAAUAAAAUAUAUAACAUAAUUAUUUGAGUUCUGAUAGAAUUUUAAUAAAUCUAACAGACAUCAAGCAUUAAAUUACAAUAAUGCCAGAAAGGUUACUUUAUACAAUACAUUUUGUUGGAUAUGAUUGUCCUUUUUAUGAAAAAGAGAAUUAUAAAAAUAGUAAAAAAAAUGAUGAUUAAUCUAUUAAGGAAAUCAUUAUUAGCAUUACUUAACUCAUUAGAAAUAAAGAGCUGAAAUCAAAAGAAAAGGGAAAGCAAUUAAUCACAGAUUAAAGAAAGAGAGAGCAAAAAGAAAAAGAAUUCAAUUAAAAAUACCCAGAUCUUGUUAAUAUUUUUAAAACAUUAAUGGAUGAAGGAAUAUUUAAAUCAUUCGACAAAUUUAUUGAAGCAUCCUAGAUUAUCUUUGAAAAAUAUAAUAAUCUAAAUAAUAAAAAUUAAAGAUUAGUUGGUGUGGAUAAAAGUUUUACAAUGCUUAAAUCCAAGAGAGGUAGAAGGAUUGACAAUGUUAAAGAGAAUUUAGAAUGGAUUUAAAAAUAAUAUUAUAAAGAUGGAUAGUUUUAUGAAUUUUAGCAAAUCUUAUAAUUAACCUUCCCAUUAAUUGCCAAAGAAUUAAAAGAAUCAAGAAUUUAUUCAGAUUAAAAGGCUCCAAAAAAUGAUAAGUAUAUAAAUUUAAAAGAAGAUUUAAGUAAUAAUAAAGAAGAAUUUAUUAACUAAAUAAUAAAUGAAAAUAAAGAUGAAAUAAUGAAAGAUUUCAAAUUUGAAUUAGAUUUAAAAUUAAUCAAAGACGACAUAAAUUCAUAAUUAGAUAAUUAAUUAAAAAUACUCAAUUAUUUUCUUAAUGAUGUUAAAUUUUCUUUAAUAAAUCAAGAUAACAUUUAAUAACUCGAUAAUAUUCUAAUUAGAAAUUCCUUUUUAUAAAUAAAAAAUAUUUAAUAACAUAUUUAAAUUUAAAUUUCUGAACUAAAACAAAAAAUAAUUUAAGAAGUAGUCAUAACAAAAUUGAAAAUUUAUGUGGAAUUAUAGAUAAUGCAGGUGAGUGAAGAUAUGCUAUGA